CCAUAUUUAUCAGUUACUAGCCUAUAUUCAGUGUUUGGAGAUGACUAUGUUCUUUGUAAUUAAUUAAUUAAAUGACUCAGUUAAUUUAAUCGUUUUACAUUACGUCUCACGCCAUCCACAGAUUGGAUCUCUUCCCACUCAUGCCGCAGAGAUGUUUUCAGGACUUUCCAGAAGCAGGGUUCUCCUCUUUGCCCUGUGCAUGGCUGCGGUUGGUUUGGGCGUCACAACUUGGCGGAAUGCUUCUUUAUAUUUCCUCUGGAGGUCAAGUCUUUGCGGCUGUAACAAAUGUCUAAUUGAAGGUGCUUCAUGGUUUAGGACUCUUCUCAAUGAAGCUCCUAAACCUUUUCUGUCAACGAUGAAUAAAACCUCAGAGGAUGUUUUCAACUGGUGGACGCAUCUUCAAUCAGAACGUCACAACUUCACCUUCUUCAACUCAACGGUGGAUGACCUGUUUGAGGUUUUCCCUCCCGUUCCAGAUGUUGUAGAGUCCAGUCCAGACCUCUGCAGGACUUGUGCUGUAGUGGGGAACUCUGUUAAUUUGAAUGGGUCGCAAUAUGGACAUCUGAUAGAUUUACAUCACAUUGUCAUACGGAUGAACGGUGGUCGUACCAAAGGCUACGAAUCAGAUGUCGGGGCCAAAACCACUCAUCACGUCAUGUAUCCAGAAAGCGCUGUUCCUCUAGACAACAACACUCAUCUUGUGCUCUUUCCAUUCAAGAUCAAAGAUUUACUUUGGCUUCUCCAGAUGUUUGAUCCAGGGAUGAAAAGUGACAAUAACAGACAGAUGAUGGCAAACAAAGAUCUGGUGAUGAUCCUCAAUCCAGCCUUCAUGAAAUAUGUUCAUAAAAGGUGGCUGGCAAACAACGGCAAAUACCCGUCCACCGGUUUUCUGGCCUUGGUUCUCAGCCUGCAGCUUUGUGAUGAGGUAAGCGUGUUUGGCUUUGGAGCAGACAGCGAUGGAAACUGGAGCCACUAUUUUGAAAAGCUCAGGAACAAACGCCUGAGAACUGGCCCUCAUCCUGGCAGCGUCGAAUACGAAGUCAUCCGGCUGUUACACAGGAUGCAGAAAAUCACUUUAUAUAAAGGACAGUGACUUCUGUUACCGUGGUUAUGGUUAUUAAAACAUGAAAGUAA
Messenger RNA from Betta splendens (Siamese fighting fish), 1134 nucleotides. Its product is annotated as CMP-N-acetylneuraminate-beta-galactosamide-alpha-2,3-sialyltransferase 1-like. The record is from RefSeq and is a predicted model, not a curated record. Bases 152 to 1093 code for a protein of 313 amino acids. The transcript has 6 exons. Lineage: Eukaryota; Metazoa; Chordata; Actinopteri; Anabantiformes; Osphronemidae. Gene Ontology annotation, molecular function: beta-galactoside (CMP) alpha-2,3-sialyltransferase activity.